Molecule: messenger RNA, 911 nt
Organism: Durotheca rogersii
Lineage: Eukaryota; Fungi; Ascomycota; Sordariomycetes; Xylariales; Xylariaceae
Exons: 3
Coding region: 93-836 (247 amino acids)
Source: RefSeq, a predicted model, not a curated record
GUCUGUCUUGCCACGGCAGUCUCGACCUCGGCGCGAACACAAUCACCGACACCUCUUGCUUCGCCCUCCGCGUGGCCUUGCUUGCUCUCCGCAUGCGUGCGUACUUAUUAACCGUAUGCCAAUGCCCUUUCCGCCUCUUCUUCGUCGAGGUCGAUCACGUCGGCCGCUGUCCCUCCUCUCAGAGACGUCAGCUGUUUCUUGACCAUAGCAAAGUCCGCUAUCGUUGCCGCCUUCUUCGUCUGGACCGCCGACUCGGCGCUGUACAGCUUGUUGUAGAACACGAUCACUCGCGGGCCUGUCCCUUUUCGAACACCUUGCCGAGGUCGACCUUGACGCGCUCCAGCGUCUGGCCCUGGGCCUUGUGGAUCGAGAGCGCCCACGCCAGAAUCAGGGGCAGCUGCUUCCGCCGGGCUUGGACCUGGCCGUUGGGGAGUUCCACCUUCCAGUCUUCCGGCACGCAGAGGAGUAUCCGGUGGGUCCCGUCCGUCGUCGUGAAGCGGAUGACUGGGAAUUGCUGGGCCGCCAUUCCGUUCUUCAAAUCGCCCCGAUUCCCCACGUCUCUCACGUCUUUCUCGCUACUGAAUUGCCUGAUUUUAUCCGUCAAGCGGGCUGCGUCGGCUGCGUCGACCGCUUCUUUGUCCGCAGACCAGAUAUCAAACGUAGAUUCGCUCAUGAACGCGAUGACCUUUCCGAGAGAGCCGUUCACGAGAGUCUCGUCUAAAUUCUUGAUCAGCAUCACUUGGGCACCCUUCCGCAGAUCUAUCGCUUUGGGGGCCAUCAUGUUCGACAGCAACCUGUCCCGGACUGCAGGCUCGCCGGAAUCUACGGCCCCGUAGCGAAAGGUCGGGCCGGGCAGAUUGCGCAGUCGCGCCUCAUUGGAUUUGUCGACCUCAUUGCGCGUCGGGAAUCUA